Messenger RNA from Catharus ustulatus (Swainson's thrush), 537 nucleotides. Its product is annotated as scale keratin-like. The record is from RefSeq and is a predicted model, not a curated record. Gene Ontology annotation, cellular component: intermediate filament. The transcript has a single exon. Lineage: Eukaryota; Metazoa; Chordata; Aves; Passeriformes; Turdidae. The coding region runs from base 1 to 537 and encodes 178 amino acids. Gene Ontology annotation, molecular function: structural constituent of cytoskeleton.
AUGUCCUGCUACGACCUGUACCCCUCCUCUGCCUGCGGCGUGCUGCGGCCCCAGCCCCUGGCUGACAGCGGGAACGAGCCCUGCGUGCGCCAGUGCCCCGACUCCACCACCGUCAUCCAGCCUCCCGCCGUGGUGGUCACCUUCCCCGGGCCCAUCCUCAGCUCCUUCCCGCAGGAUUCCGUGGUGGGAUCGGCUGGAGCGCCCGUCCUUGCAGCCUCUGGGGCCUCCCUGGGCUACGGGGGCUACGGAUAUGGGGGCUAUGGGGGAUUUGGCUCCCUGGGCUAUAGGGGUUAUGGAUCCCUGGGCUAUGGGGGUUAUGGAUAUGGGGGCUACGGGGGUCUCUAUGGAUAUGGGGGCUACGGAUGUUCCUCCCUGGGCUACGGGGGUCUCUAUGGAUAUGGGGGCUACGGGGGUCUGGGCUCCUGUGGGGGCUACCGUGGCCUGUAUGGCUCUGGCCGAGGUUUUGGCUCUGGUUACUGCAGCCCCUACUCCUGGUGGUCCGGCCGCUAUGGCCGCGGCUUCUGGGGGUCCUGCUGA